AUGAGUGAAGGCAAGGUCGUUCUGGUCACAGGAUGUGCUAAAGGGGGCAUCGGUUAUGAAUAUUGCAAGGCAUUCGCCGAGCAAAAUUGUCGUGUUUUCGCAUCUGACAUCCCCACCCGCAUGCAUGAUAUGUUAGAAUUAGAGUCGGUCGACAAAAUUGAGACACUUGAGCUUGAUGUUUCAUCAGAGGACAGUGUCUCAUCGGCUGUGAAUUCUGUGAUAUCAAAAUGUGGCAGAAUAGACGUAUUGAUCAAUAAUGCAGGAAUAGGAAGUGCUGGCCCUUUAGCUGAGCUGCCGUUGGAGGUAGUGAGAAAAGCGUACGAAGUCAACACUUUGGGGCAAUUAAGGAUGGUUCAACACGUAGUCCCUCAUAUGGCUUCUCAGAGAUGUGGUAGCAUAGUGAAUAUCGGGAGCGUUGUUGGAAAAGUGCCAACCCCGUGGGCUGGCUCCUAUUGUGCUACCAAAGCUGCAGUACAUGCCAUGUCCGACGCUUUGCGGGUCGAGCUGUGGCCAUUUAAUGUCGAUGUGAUCUUGGUGCUUCCGGGUGCUGUAAGAUCAAAUUUUGGUGACACCAACAUGGAGAAAUUGGGAAACUAUGAUUGGAAACUUUAUAAAGAAUUCAAGGAAGCUAUUGCCGAGCGAGCAAGGGCUUCCCAGGGUAGCAAAGCAACAGAUGCAGCCCUUUUUGCUAGACACGUAGCAAAGAAAGUAUUGAGUCCUAGACCACCAAAGCAGGUUGUGUUUGGUCACAUGACUGGGUUGUUUGCUCUGCUUUCGUGGUCGCCCCUUUGGGCUAGAGAUCUCUUUUUCUCUACUCGAUUCAAGCUAAAUAAGAAAGCCUUCCUGUAA
This is a messenger RNA of Coffea eugenioides, 849 nucleotides long. RefSeq names its product 3-oxoacyl-[acyl-carrier-protein] reductase FabG-like. The record is from RefSeq and is a predicted model, not a curated record. The coding region runs from base 1 to 849 and encodes 282 amino acids. The transcript has a single exon. Lineage: Eukaryota; Viridiplantae; Streptophyta; Magnoliopsida; Gentianales; Rubiaceae. Gene Ontology annotation, molecular function: oxidoreductase activity. Gene Ontology annotation, cellular component: endoplasmic reticulum.